Molecule: messenger RNA, 570 nt
Organism: Eremothecium sinecaudum
Lineage: Eukaryota; Fungi; Ascomycota; Saccharomycetes; Saccharomycetales; Saccharomycetaceae
Gene: NPC2
Product: sterol transporter
Exons: 1
Coding region: 1-570 (189 amino acids)
Biological process (GO): intracellular sterol transport
Molecular function (GO): sterol binding
Source: RefSeq, a predicted model, not a curated record
AUGAUGAAAAAUCUAAUUCUACUCAUUAUUGUUUCAUUAUACACUAUAAUGUUUGCUAAUGGUAGUCUAAUAACCGACCUGGGUCAGGUAUUUAUGCCGAUCAACAGAAAGAUUCCAGGUGGUUCGCCUAUUUCAACUUGUGAUGUUCAAAAUGAUCAGAUACUAACUAUGAAAUACCUUCAUAUUUCUCCAAAUCCCCCAGAACGUGGUGCUAACCUCACAAUUACAGCCAGCGGCAUUCUCGAAGAAGAUGUGGAGGAGGGGGCGUACGUUGAACUGGAAGUUCAUUUGGGUCUCAUAAAAUUACUUUCAUUAACCCUUGACUUAUGUGAACUAUUAGAGGAUAACAAGCUAAGUGUAUCAUGUCCUUUAGAAGCUGCAAGAUAUAAAAUAGAGAAAGUGGUUGAAAUUCCAAAACAAGUACCACCCGGAGUUUACACAGUCCAGGCUAGAGCAUAUACGGAAGAUGGUGAUGAAAUUGUCUGUUUAUCAGGUAAAACAUCCUUCCCUCCCGUUGUACGUAGAUGGAAAUCGAUUAUUCGUCAAAUUUUCACAUUCCAAUGGUGGUAG